AUGGAAGAACUCCAGGCUCUUUCUCAACUCAUUCGUUCUCACAGAUAUGGAUACCUCAAGCCGCGACUCGUCAUGCCUCUGAGAAUCAACAACAUGUCACCAUGGACGUACAGAGUCUUGUACGAGCAGUACUUUAGCCACAUACCGAAACUACGCGUUCUCUGGACUCCUUCAGCUGUUACGUACAUGCUGUACAAGCCUGACAAGGAUGAUUACAUGAUCAAAGAGAUCUUUGGUGGCGACGUGACCGCAAAUCAGCAAGUCAUGGUUGUGUGGAAGCACGAGGUCCAUGGCGAAGCAAGAAUCUGGCGCCUCCUCGGGAUGCUUGAGUUGCCUUCCCACACAAGGGCGCACAGCUUCAUCAAUCAGCAUAUGCAGAAAAUAUCCAAGUCUUACGGUAUCCCGCUCAGGUAUUUGAACGAUGGGUCUCACCUCGAUCCAAGCCAGGUAGAAGCGCAGUCUGGAACAUCCAAAUCGGAGACGUUACACGAUUGA
Messenger RNA from Pseudozyma hubeiensis SY62, 495 nucleotides. Its product is annotated as potential phospholipid-translocating ATPase. The coding region runs from base 1 to 495 and encodes 164 amino acids. The record is from RefSeq and is a predicted model, not a curated record. The transcript has a single exon. Lineage: Eukaryota; Fungi; Basidiomycota; Ustilaginomycetes; Ustilaginales; Ustilaginaceae.